This is a messenger RNA of Kickxella alabastrina, 1432 nucleotides long. RefSeq lists its product as uncharacterized. The record is from RefSeq and is a predicted model, not a curated record. Lineage: Eukaryota; Fungi; Kickxellomycota; Kickxellomycetes; Kickxellales; Kickxellaceae. Gene Ontology annotation, molecular function: protein binding. The transcript is spliced from 7 exons. The annotation marks the transcript as partial.
UCACAACAUCGCCCAGAUACUACACUACCAUUAAACAUGUCAAUUUCUGCAACUUAUUUCUGGCUUAUUCCCUGUGUAAAGCCAAAGAAGCCAUUCUAAUUUCUGUUACAAUUAUAAAACGGCGGCAAUAUACUUAACUAUUAUUUCUCUCAAGUUGAUAUCUCGCAUUACUAAGUAACCAGAACACGUCGGCCCAUUUAACAUCAUGAUGAGCCCGCAGCUAUCGCCGUUGUCACCGCUGUGUGCGUAUGCAUCCUCGUAGCUCUCGUUGGUUUUAUCUGCGCUUCGGCCGUGCGCGCGGCUUUCAGUUCCCAUUGUGCGAAUGUGCGUCUGGAUUCCAGAAUAGCUACACAGAUCAGCGGCGCAUGGCUCGAGACAGAAGGCGCGAGGAAAUCCACCGGCUGGGCACUGAAGAGCUUAAGAAUAGCCGCGCGAAGCACAACUAUGUCUAUGCAUGCGACGAGGGAACCAUUGUCGGCAGCGAGCUCGAGUACGUGAUCGAGAACGGGGCCAGUGCCUGGGAGUUUGUGCCGGCAGUCGAAAACACUGGCGUCACCGUGCAAAAUGGCAACGAAAUUGAGUUCACAGGGGGGGAGCAGUCUCUAAUGGCCAACUUGCAGUUUCCUAAUGAACAGCGCGUGUACUACUUUGAGGUGCGGCUGGACAGUCUGCCAGAGGGCACGAACGUGGCGAUCGGCGUGGCAAUGAAAAGCUACCCGCCGCUGCGCAUGGCCGGGUGGGCCAACAACUCGGUCGCUUACCACACCAUCGACGGCGCGGCGUACUACUCCCAUCCGCUGGACGCUUGCCGCAAGUGCAUCCGCGCCCGCACGAGCGACACUGUGGGGCCGUACUCGGGCAAGAUGUUUUUUGCAAUCAACGGCGCCAUUGUCUGCCAUAUCAGAACGCCGUGGGUCCAGAAGCGGCUGUACCCGAUUGUGUCGGCCGACGGUCCAUGCAGCGUCAAUGUCAAUGUCGGAGGAAUACGGCUGCCGCCGCCAAUGUACCAGCAUGCCUCGGACUGUGUUCUUUUGGACGCUAGCCAGGCUGAGCACGAUUCUGGAGACUCGUGUUCUGCCCUCAGCGUCGGGCCGCCGUCCUACGACGGCGGUAUUCAUAUGUAUUCUAAGCGGUACCGCGAAGAGCACCUGGCAAUUGACAUCGAUAGAGACAGUCUCGGAAGCACAAACAUCGGUGAUGCUGACGGAUUCAGCCGGGUCGAAACUGAGGAGGCCGCGGUGCAAAGCAGCAGAGCUGGGGUUUACAGGCAGGACUCAUUGACCGGCCUCGAAAAUGCUGACGGGUUAUCCUACGGCGGCGACGGCGGCAGCGACACCGAGAUGUAUGGGGCAGAUGAUGGCGAAUCGAACAAUGCGGGUGGUCUGGAGCUGGAUCUGGAUCAAGGAUUGGGUUGGGCAUUGGUGGGAUCUAG